This is a messenger RNA of Sorghum bicolor (sorghum), 675 nucleotides long. RefSeq lists its product as uncharacterized. The transcript is spliced from 3 exons. Bases 1 to 675 code for a protein of 224 amino acids. The record is from RefSeq and is a predicted model, not a curated record. Lineage: Eukaryota; Viridiplantae; Streptophyta; Magnoliopsida; Poales; Poaceae.
AUGGUCAGCAAUAGAAUCGGGAAGCAAGUAUACUUACUGCGUUUGUCACGACGUUCUUUGUCUGGCCUGUCCGUGAUCCGGCGUCACACUCUGGCGCUCUCGGACGUCGCACCAUGGCCGCUUCUGCUUGGCACCUCCGUCGGCUCCUUUCCACGCCCCGUAUCCUUCUUGGGAGUGGCGGCGACGGCAGUCUCAGUGGAUUUCUUCUGCGGCCUGGCACUGUGGUUGCUGUUGUUACGGAGAGAGUUCUCGUCGAGCUCGGCCAUGGGGUUGCGCCUGUACGGAGACUGCUCGUUCUUCCUGGACGAGCUCCGGCUGAGCAUCGGCGUCGGCCCCGCCGCACCAGCAUUCUCAUUCCCGGACGCGGCCAUCCUCACGGGAGAGCUCGAUCUCGGCGACGCGCACCUCUUCCCCGACGCGGCCGUGGCCGACGGCGCGCGCGCCUUCUCCCUCGCGGGCACGAACACCAUCUUCCCGGGCUGCUGCUGCCACGCGCGGUCACCGCUGCCGGAGCCCGCCGUGGCCACAGAAGUCGCAACGCCAUCCGCGCGUCUCCCGAGGGACCGACUGGCCCUCCGGCUCCCGCUCCUGGUACCGCUCCUCUCCCGGCUGUCCGACCGCUUCCGCUGCGGCGAGCCCCGGUGCGGCGACGGCCUGGACAUAUUGCGUGUGUAA